Haliotis rubra (blacklip abalone) is the source of this 1702-nucleotide messenger RNA. RefSeq names its product isatin hydrolase-like. Lineage: Eukaryota; Metazoa; Mollusca; Gastropoda; Lepetellida; Haliotidae. The transcript is spliced from 3 exons. Bases 552 to 1433 code for a protein of 293 amino acids. The record is from RefSeq and is a predicted model, not a curated record. Gene Ontology annotation, molecular function: arylformamidase activity.
ACUAGGCUACCCCACCGCCACUGAUACACUUGCAGUGCGAGCUCAUUGUAAGCCCCGAAACGGGAAUUCUUCAGGGGCUGAUCUUUUGGGGGGACUCUUGCGACUGACGUAUUUUAUCAUCAGCUUUGCACUAUGUAUUUAAAAAACCCAACAACUUGGUCAGGCAUUUGUGAUUAUAUUCGCCCUAAAUCACAUAUGUUGAGUUGCGUUCAUGUACCCAUUUAAGAAUGUGACUUUAACUGCUGAAUCAUCAAUUUUCCCAAGGCAGUCAGUUUCGGAGUACCUUUUCAUAAUAUUUUACUUGCUUGCUUAUUCAACUUGCUUCAACAAGUGAAGUUUUGUUUGCUAUUGACAUAGUUUUACGGAAGUCACUUCUUGCUCGCAAAUAGUUAUCAGGCGCAGUGAACCAUGCACGAUCUGCACGCUGCUUUCUCGGCUUAUUGUCGGGGCCAUAUGAACUUUUACUGCUUGGAUACGUGAAUGUAAACACUAUUCACAGCAGCAACUAUUUCAUCCAGUGUUUUCUGCUUACGGUUAUUUAAAACAUCAAUAUGAAGUAUGGAAGCUCUGUCAUUUGCAUCAGCGUUUUGCUACCUCUAUUCAGCGGCGAGAUGAAAGUGAUAGACCUUACCUGGGCCCACAGAAAGGAAAUGCCCCAAUGGCCAGGCGAAGGAAUUCCGAAAUUCAAGUUAAACAUCAUCAACCGUGGCUUCCUUGCAAAGUUCUGGUAUGAAAUAAACUGGUUUGUUACCCCCGAACACGCAGGAACGCAUUUCGAUUCCCCCGCCCACUUUUCCAAAGGUAAGUGGAGGGCGCAUGAGAUUCCGCCCGAGCGUCUGAUUGGUCCAGCGGUGGUUAUCGACGUGACAUCACAAGCGGAAAGGGAUCACGAUUACAGAGUAACAAAGUCUGACUUCGACAGGUACGAACGAGAACACGGUCGAAUCCCACACGGUGCCAUUGUACUCAUGAAUUCAGGUUGGGGCUCCCGUUUUCAAGACAAGAACCUUGUUUACAACAGCGAGAAGGUCGACGACCCCUCAACCUACCAUUUCCCGGGUUACCAUGAGGACGCCAUUUCCUGGCUGUUGACCAAUAGAAACGUCAGUAUGGUUGGGGUCGACACUCCCUCCGUGGAUUACGGGCAGUCGACGACCUUCAAAGUUCACGUGUUGUGUGGAGAGAACGGAAUUAUCGGACUGGAAAAUGUGGCUAACAUUGACCAGAUUCCAGUCUUCGGGGCCACAAUAUUUGUAGGUGCAAUGAAGGUGUUCGACGGAAGUGGCGGACCUGCCCGAAUUAUAGCGACCUUUGACCCGCUUGUUUCCCAUGAGCACAGGGCAACGUGGAUUGUUGUCAUAGUUACCAGUUUAUUGUUUGGUAUCUACGGUAUAUACAGCACGUGUUUCAGGAUACAGAGAGCACGUCAGUGACUUUCUGACAUUUGUUAGGAAUAGGGUGUUCACUUAUGAGUUUAAGAACUAUCGACAUUACCUCAAUUUUCAUAGCAUUCCUGACAAUAUCCUGAAAUAAUGCCACCAUUCAUCGAAGGUCAAUUGGAAUCAAGAAUCCAAUUGGGUGUUUCCAUUAAUAAGCAAGUGGAAUCAACCGUCUGCUUAAAGCAUCAAUUUAACUAAUGAUUUACUGUCUGAAUCUUUCUGUAAAAUUUGUAAUAAAACGUUAAAAUCAAAAUCCUACUGAA